Molecule: messenger RNA, 1962 nt
Organism: Dreissena polymorpha
Lineage: Eukaryota; Metazoa; Mollusca; Bivalvia; Myida; Dreissenidae
Exons: 2
Coding region: 168-1130 (320 amino acids)
Molecular function (GO): zinc ion binding; nucleic acid binding
Source: RefSeq, a predicted model, not a curated record
CGUGAAGAGGCCAGUAGGACAAAGUUUCCCAUUGUUUAUAUUUAUUAAAAUAGGUAGGGGGAGUAACUGGUAUAAUAAUUUCGCAUUUAUUUUAAAUAAACUCUGGUUUCACUACAGUAACACGAAAAAAUCUUUCGCCUUUUACUAAAGAUUUCCGAACUUUAAGAAUGAUGACGGUAUUACAUAUGCCAGCGUUGACAGGAGAUUCUUUACGGACGGAGUCGUUGGAGAGGACAGUGAAAGCACAAGGGAAACGAGGAUGCAGUAUGCAGGGAGUUGUAAACGUUUUAAUGAAGAAUGGCGUAUCUGAUACUGACAUCGAAUGGCUGGCGUCUGGACCUCCCGGAUCUUCACAGUACGAUGUGACCUUCAAGACAAAAGAUAAGUGUAUCUCGUUUUUAAAUAGAAUACAAAUGCAAUCAUCUGUGUCUCACCAAGGAGUACAAUACAGAUUUGUAAAGUAUGGAAAGCAAAUUGUAUCGUGUAGAAUUCAUUGGCUGCCAGCAUUCGUUAACGACAAGGUCAUAGCUGAUAUUUUUGAAAAAUUUGGAACUGUUAUGUCGGUCGAAUAUGAUUCUUUGAAAAUAGGAGAUUUUAGUACCCACUCUGGGGUGCGUGUGGUCACGGUGGAGUGUGACAGAGUUCAGCAGGAGUCCAUUCCACACAUAAUUCAAUUUGAGUGUGGCACAAGGGCCUUGAUUACCAUGAGGGGACGGCAGCCCCUUUGUCUCUAUUGCCAAGAGGUUGGGCACGUCCGAAACACUUGCCCCCAAAAUAUCAAUGCCAUUUUUAAAGAAAAAGUAAGUGUUUCAGAAAACAACAAGGACAAUACACCAGAGAAAAAGACAGACGGAGAGAAACAGACAGAUGGUGAGAAACGAAAGGAAACAGAAAAGCAUACAGACCAACCAGCACAGAAGAAGAUUGAUGACGAGGGCUUUGAGACGGUGGGGAGUAAGAAGAAAGGAAAGAGCCAGGGAAGAAAGAAAAAUGGAGAGAAUAUACAAGAAAUGGAUGUAGAAACAGAGAAUGACAGCAGCGAGGAUGUGGGGAGCCGGUGCUCGGGUUGUCAUCCUGGGUCAGAGAGAGAGAACAACAAAGUGAUACAGUGUUUUGUGUCAUUUGUGUGAUGAGUUUUUGUAUUGAUGUAUUUAUAUAUGUAUCAUCACUGUUAUCAUCAAUGUUCCUAUGAAUCAUUUCAAUCAUAUAUCAUAUACUGUGUAACCCGGUCAUGGGCUCAUCUCAUUUCAUUCAUUGAAUUUCAUUAUCACUCAUGUUUCAUCACUAUGUAUAUACGCUAUACCAUUGCCUCAUUUACAUUCAUGUAGGACAUAGGAACACUGUACUAAUCUUUCUUGCGUAUUGAGUUUCAUUUCAAAAAAUAUAUUUCAUAUUAUACAUGCUUUUUCACACUUGUUCAGGCUUAACUGGAUGGUGGGGUUGAGGCGGGUGAGUAGUUGUACCGAAGGCUGUCACGUGCCUCAACUCCAUCAUCCAGGGCAGCUGUAGACUAUAUAUCAUGAUCCUGGCGGACCAUCACAGGAAGUGCCCGUGCAUGAUCUGAGGUGGUUCGCUGGGAACCACAUUUUAUUUCAUUAUAGUUUUUUCAUUUAAAUGUACAACCUUAUAUGUUUCUUUUCGUUAUUCUUUACAAUUAUUAAGGAAGUGUGGAUACAUUACUCGUUUUAUAAUCAAGGAUAUAAACUCAAUACAUAAUACUAAUAAAGACCCGCUUAAAUUUAAGAUGGUGACUUUUAUUUGUUAAAAGCUAUCAUUGUGUUCUGUUUUACAAUAACAUCAUAUAAAUUUUACAAUAAAAUCAUAUAAUCGUGCAGACGUGAACAAAGACUGGAAUAUUAAUUAAACGUGCAGACGUGCAAAAGACUGUUUGUAAAUUGUGAAAAACAUAAUUUUGUUUCUUAUAACUUGGUUAAUCUUGUUAAAUAUUAUAAUAAGUCACCA